AUGGGUAGCGCACCUCUGAGCAAGCUGAAGCUGCACCACAUGUACCAGGGCAGCCAGGUGGAGAUCGUCCACUCCAACGUGGUCUUUGACAUCUGCAGCCUGAUGCUCUACGGGACCCAGGCAAUCCCGGUCAGACUAAAGAUUCCUGCUGGACAGGCUGUGUCCAGUGUCCAAACAGAAGAGGUCAUCAUCCUCAACGCAUUGGACUGGACCCCAGACUACAUCCGAGGAUACGUCCUACAGACUGAUGGAGGGGAGAUUUACAUAGCAGGGAAGGUGUGGGACCGCUGGGCCAUCAUGACGUUCGAGGAGGAGAUUGCUACGCUGCAGCAGUUCCUCCGCUUCGGUGAGACCAAGUCCAUUGUGGAGCUGAUGCGCUGCAGGACAAGGAGGGCCAGGCCCGCCUCUCCUGGGGUCGCCACUGGGGCGCUGCCAGCAAGCAGCAAGGGGCAGAUGGCACCAGGGGCAGAGACGGGGGGACGAGAACCCCAACGUCCUCCCCCUCCCGGGCCGCCUCCCACUGAGAGCAGCCUGGUGGGCUCUAGCUCCGCCUCAUUCACUCUGACCUGGACAGGGCAAGCUCCAACGCUCCAUGGACCGGAAGAAGCGAGGUGGGGAGGAAGUCUCAAGAAGGGGCGUGUGUACUGCAGUGCGUGCGACAAGACCUUCUACGACAAGGGCACGGUAAAAAUCCACUACAACGCUGUGCACCUGAAGAUCAAGCACAAGUGCACCAUCGAUGGCUGCAACAUGGUGUUCAGCUCGCUGCGCAGCCGCAACCGCCACAGCGCCAACCCCAAACCCGCCGGCGCUGCACAUGCCAUGAACCGCAACAACCGCCGACAAGACCUGCGAGGGCGGAGCCUUUCGGGCGACGAAGACCUCCGAGAAGACUCCGAGGCAAGCGACAAACCGCGGUCUGAGUACCCCCACUCAUCCAUCCCGGUGUCCCUGACCUCAUCCCCCGACAGCCAGAAGUCGGUUGCCAGCUACAUGGUGAGUCAUGUGGACUCCACCACCAGCAGCACCAAGCUGCACCACAGCAGCUCCUUCCCCAGCAUGGGGCACCUGGGCCACGGCAUCCUCUUCCCCAACCUGAAGACAGUGCAGCCUGUGCUMCCUUUCUACCGGAGCCUGGUGACCCCUGCCGAGCUGGCCAACAGUCCCGGCCAACACCUCCCCUCCCUCCCCGUCCUCUCCUCCUCUCUUCCCCUCAAACCUACCUCCAUCACCGCCCCAGACGCCUGCGGUGCCAUCAUGGACCCUGUGCCCAAGAAGAAGUCGCGGAAGUCGAGCAUGCCCAUCAAGAUCGAGAAGGAAGCGGUAGAGAGGGAGGGAAGAAUGGGGGAGGACAGCGGUUCAGAGGACAUGAGCCCUAAACAGGGCAGGGACAAGGAGGAGUGUGAGAGAGGGGGGGAUUUGUGUACGAGACAGAUGGGUGUAGAGUGGGAGAGGGAAAGAGAGGAGAGAGGAGUCAUUCUAGCUGGGGAGAGAGGAGAGAGGGAGGGGGUGAAGCGGUCAAGGUCCCACAGCCCGGAGAGAGAUGUGUGUGGAGGCAGGGAACAAGAGGAGGACAAAGACGAAAAACAAGAGGAGGACAGAGACCACACAGAGACAGAGGGAGAGGAGGGCGAUCAACCAACCUCCCGGCACCAAGACAAGCCGUGCGACGACAUGGACCACCGACUGACCAACGGCGGUUUGUUCAGACUAGGCGACAUAGGGAAGGAUGGACCAGAGGGCUGUAUGGAAGACUACACCGACUCUAGCCUCCUGCAGUCUCGUAUGGACUCUGAGGAGGGGCCACUGMACAGGGAUGACCUUCCACACCACUGUGAYAUCUGCAGCAAGACGUUCAACAACCAGUACAGUGUGAAGAUGCACUACCGCAACGUGCACCUGAAGGAGAUGCACAUGUGCACGGUGGCUYGCUGCAAUGCUGCCUUCCCCUCCCGCAGGAGCAGAGACAGGCACAGCUCCAACCUCAACCUCCACCACAAGCUGUUGACCAAAGACCUGUACAGCCCAUCACCGCGCCUCCCUCUACUCCCCAGCCUCCCUCUGCAGGGACAAAGACCCUGUCAGCCUGGACUACCGCCAGGACCUGAGAGACCUCCAGAGGGAUAGAGAGCUCCAGAGAGACCCAGGCAGCCAGACGUCCGUCAUCUUCAGAGGACACAACCGCAUGGGCCUGGUCUUCCCCAUGAGCAAGAUGGCCAACCAAAGGACAGGGGAGAAUGCAGGAGAGGAGCUGGAGGAGGAGGAGGGGUGGAGGAGGGGGCGGUAC
This is a messenger RNA of Salvelinus sp. IW2-2015, 2287 nucleotides long. The record is from RefSeq and is a predicted model, not a curated record. NCBI's taxonomy places the organism in Eukaryota, Metazoa, Chordata, Actinopteri, Salmoniformes, Salmonidae.